CUUUUCCCUUAAACUCUUCUCUCUUCCCCGAGUUUCAGUUUGAGCUCCUCAAAUUUUUCUUGACUUCUUCUUUUCUCUCUCCUCAAAACGCAAACAUGCAAGUUCCAUUGAUCGACAGGAUCAACGAUCUUCAAGUGGGUUUCAACUCUCUGCAGAACCCAUCAUUCCCUUCUCAGAUCACAACCUCACUCGCUGGGAUCCAAUCCGUUUCCGUAGCUUACAAUUUCUGCAAAUGGGGUGCAGUAAUUCUCGCCCUAGUCGCCACCUUCGGUAGCAUCAUCAACAGAAUCACCAUAUUCAUCAUACGCUUACGUAACAAAGCCCCUUCUCUUCCAUCCUUAGACGACGACGACCUAUACACUAGUUCUGAUGAUGAGUACGAAAACGACGACGACGACGACGUAACCUACUCGUCGUCUGAGCUCGAAGACGACCCGUCCCCGUCUUCAAGUUAUAACCGUUUGGACGAGUUUUUUCGAGUCAGGGGAACCGCCGUAGACGACGAGCUUUUUAGUCAAAACGGCACGCACAAACGACGUCCUACCAUAGGGGAUAUAUUUUCCCUCUCGGAACUCGCCAACAGCAAGAACGUCGUGAAGCUCUGGGACAGCAUAGGAUUCGGCUUGGGAUUAGAUUUCGAUGAUUACGAGGACGGCGUCGUUUCGGCCUACGACGGAAAACCGUCAAUGCCAGCUAGCUCCACGGCGUCGCCCGCGGUUGUUGUUUCGGCCGGGGAGGGCGCGUGUGGAAAUUUGGAGCUCGAGAUUUGGGACACGCGCCUGAGGCGGCGGAAGCCGACGGUGGUGGCGGAGUGGGGGCCCACCGUGGGAAAGACUGUGCGCGUGGAAUCUGGUGGCGUCCAGAAGGUUUACGUCAGAGAUGACGGACGUUACGGCAUUACGGUCGGAGACAUGAGAAAGGUCAGCACGCCGUUAGGAAACGUAACGGAAUCUGACGCGGAUACUUGGUGGGAUGCGGACGCAAUAGUUGUUUCGGACAGCAAUCAAUGUUCCGACCAACUUGAAUAAUUGCGGUUUCUUUUCGGUGCUCGAAAUUUCAAUAAUCAAAUUUAAAAAAAAAAGAAAAAGAAAAAGAAAAAGGAAAAUAAAAGGCAUAACCGAGACUAUUCUUAAUAGCAAUUGUUUGUUUGUACUAUUCAAUUUAAAGUUUAUAAUUGUAAAUUAAUAAUUUAGUUCUGUGAUUAUGUGUACAUAUCUUAAGCGUGUGGUAGAGACUAAAGCCUUCUUGCUUCUAGGAAAUUGUUGAUAGCUUCCUCAUAAUGAAAGUUUCUUAGCUGGCUUUUCAGAAGGUUCUAUUUUUAUUGUAUUGUAAGAGCACAAGUUAUGAUUAUUUAAUGGUGUAUUAUUAAAUUAUUGAAUUUGACUGUUACAUUAGUAUUGUUACUUGUUGGAGUGAAUUCAAUCGUCAAAUU
Messenger RNA from Abrus precatorius (Indian licorice), 1432 nucleotides. RefSeq lists its product as uncharacterized. The transcript has a single exon. Bases 96 to 1028 code for a protein of 310 amino acids. The record is from RefSeq and is a predicted model, not a curated record. Lineage: Eukaryota; Viridiplantae; Streptophyta; Magnoliopsida; Fabales; Fabaceae.